Cetraspora pellucida is the source of this 264-nucleotide messenger RNA. NCBI's taxonomy places the organism in Eukaryota, Fungi, Glomeromycota, Glomeromycetes, Diversisporales, Gigasporaceae. The record is from the annotation of a GenBank genome assembly.
AUGUCAGCAAACAACGAAACCGGAAUAAAUCAACUUUCCACUUCAACUAUUACUACCGCUAUUCAUCAACCUUCAGAACAGUCACAACCACAUCCAUCGGUUAAACCAUGUUGUGCAUGCCCGGAUACCAAAAAAGCUCGUGACGAAUGCAUAUUUCAAACUGGAGACGAAGAAAAAUGCCGAAAUUUGAUUGAAGCUCAUAAAACUUGUAUGCGUAGUUACGGAAAGGUAGAAAUCCUUAAUAAAUAUUCCGAUGUUAAUUGA